Saccharomyces paradoxus is the source of this 3261-nucleotide messenger RNA. RefSeq names its product Spt23p (gene SPT23). Gene Ontology annotation, molecular function: protein binding. The record is from RefSeq and is a predicted model, not a curated record. The transcript has a single exon. NCBI's taxonomy places the organism in Eukaryota, Fungi, Ascomycota, Saccharomycetes, Saccharomycetales, Saccharomycetaceae. Bases 1 to 3261 code for a protein of 1086 amino acids.
AUGAUGAGUAGCACUGGAAACGUUUCCUCGCUGCUUCACAGCUACAACGCCAACAUACAGCGCAACGAUGAGUCUCCGGACUUAGAUCUGCUAGAAUCUGAAUUACUGGAUAUUGCUCUGCUCAAUCCCGGGUCCUCUUUGCAAGACCCUGGUUUGUUGAGUCUCAACCAAGAGAAAAUGACGGCAGCAAUAACUACCACACCAGUCAAGGAAGAGGAGGAGGAGCUGAGGGAUGACGUUGCUUCUUUGCAAGGAUUACUUGAUCGGCAUGUCCAAUUUGGCAGAAAGCUACCUCUGAGGACGCCAUACGCUAAUCCGCUGGAUUUUAUCAACAUUAACCCACAUUCCCUGCCAUUUUCCCUAGAAGUGACUGGAUUGCCCAUGGUCUCUAGAGUAGAAACUCAGAUGAAGCUGAGCUUUCGGAUUAGAAACGCACAUGCAAGAAAAAAUUUCUUCAUUCAUUUACCCUCUGAUUGUAUAGCGAAAGACAAGUUUUUCACGAGCUCAGAUGAUCCCACCAACUUGACAAUACCUAAUAGGGACAUCAACGAAAGAACCCUUUUCUUGGACUCCUUUCUUCUGUGUGCGUCUAACAGCAAUAGCAACAACUUCAAACAGACCUAUGUUUGUAAUAGAUGUAUCAACAGAGAAAAAAGAAGAGCCUCAAGAAGAAAGUCCGGAUUAAACGACAAUUCUAUCUGGCAAAAUAACGAAAACAAAAGAGCAAUCAUAUUCAAUAGUAAACAACUUUUCAUCAUUAGUAACAACGGUUUGAGCGGUAACUCCAACUCCAUCAAUUUCGAUUUACCGACAAGAAUUGUUUGUUACUGCAGACAUCACAAAGCAACUAAUGGAUUUGUAGUCCUGUUUCUUUUAAAGGACCAUAACGGCGACAUCUUGGCGAAAACUAUAACAGAUCCCAUUAUGAUCAUGGACAAGAAAAAUGCCAGCAAUACUACCACUCCGACGAGCACCAACAAUGCCCAGGUGUCACCAAUGACAAAUGACACUAGGUCCUUUUCAUCCCCGCAAAGUGACCUAAACCUUCCAUCCGAACUCUCUCUGCCUUCAAACAAUAAGAAUUUUAUCAUUUCCACGAACUGUAUGCUUGAUAACAAUUAUUGUAAGAAUAACAAUGACAAUGACAACAAAAACAACAUCAAUGCUAAUACCGCAAUGAUCAACAACAACAAACACUUUCCAUCACCAAAUUCCUCUAGUGAGGACAGCAACCAUUCUUUUUCAGAUAUUCAUUUUUCAGGCAACAACGGCAACAAUCUCCAUCGCUCGCUAGACUCCUGGUCCUCCACAGGUUUUAAUAACUCGUCUAACCCCGCUCUCACUACAUUAACUAGCGAUUUCAGUACGACUUCUGCAAGACACACUGGCAAGAGACAGCGUUCGAUAAACGAGUCUUUCAUGUCUACGCCUAAUACGUUUUCCCGUCUUCCUCAGAAAUUCAUCGAUUCUUCUAAAGAUACGUCCAACCACAGCAGUGUUUCCAUGGCGCUCAAUAACAAACCUUCUAUUCAGCGUGUCAUCCCCGCACAAGGCUCCAUUAACGGAGGUAUAGAGGUGACUUUGCUUGGCUCAAAGUUUAAACAGGGCUUAAUUAUCAAGUUUGGUGAAAAUAUAGCAUUGUCCAGCCAAUGCUGGAACGAAUCUACGAUGGUAACUUAUUUGCCGCCAUCAUCUAAACCUGGACCAGUCUUGGUAACUAUCGUCGACCCGAGUGAGACAUCUAUGAGAAACAACAGCAAUAGUAGUAAUUCCACUAGUAAUAGUACUAAUGACAUUCUGCACUUGAACAAGUAUACUGGUGAUAAAGCAAUCUUUACUUAUGUCGAUGAUACUGAUAGGCAACUGAUUGAAUUGGCUCUGCAAAUCGUGGGACUCAAAAUGAACGGUAAGCUGGAGGAUGCGAGAAAUAUUGCUAAAAGGAUUGUUGGCAGUGAUUCAUCGCCGUCUAACAACAGUGCAGGAUUACACUCACAAAAUAUCUCAUCAAAUUCAUACACGAAUAUGAUGCGAAACAUAAACGAUGAACAAUUAAUCAUUGAAGUCAUUAAAUCAUUCAAGAGAAAUAACAAUCUCUCCACCGUUAAUCUUUCCAUGUGUGAUGUUAGGGGUAGAACUCUAUUACACUUGGCGGCAUUUAAUAACUGGUAUAGUCUCGUUUCAUUACUAAUCAAAUAUGGUUCGCACUUAAAUGAUCAAGAUGUGUUUGGUUUUACCCCGCUACAUAUGGCGUGUAUUAAUGGGGACCUGAGAAUUAUAAGACUACUAUUAGAAUGCAACGUUAAUAUAAUGAAGAAAACCAAGAACGGCUUCAUUGCUAAACAGUUCUUCUUGAUGAAUUACACCAUCAACAAAACCAGGUACUCUAACUAUGAAUCCACUCUGUUUGACGACAUUUUAACUAAAUUGACCAAGAAUGCAACAGGGUGCGCUGAUAAUCAACCAUUUGAGAGAAACUUAUCCCAGUCAAGUUUUAACUCAAGUUUAUUUGAUAAUGACGACGAUGAUGAUGAUGUUGCUGGUAAUGACUAUGGCCAAGAAAGAAAAUAUUUACCGGCAGACUCGGCUGCCCUCAUCUCCGAACAAUCCAAUCGCAAUGACAAUACGUCAUUUGCAAUCAUGGAUUCAGAUUCAGGCUAUGACAUAAGUGAUUGCGAAUCAUCAGAUGAGAUUGCCUUGGAGUUCUUUAAUACCCACAACAUUAAGGACGUCUCUUGCAAGCCAAACCAACAACCGAAAACUACUAAGGCCAACAUAGUGCCUGAUGGAUCUUUAUGGAACAGAAUGCUAACUCGUCUAAAUGACGAACUUCCAAAGUAUGAAGAUCUGUUCCCAAAAAAACCUAGAAACUGGGAACUUGGUAGCAAAUCUGUGGACAUUACGCCAGAUGAGUCUGCCCAAAUGACAGUGGAUGAUUCUCAUACUUCUUCAGAGGACGAUGAGUUGGAAGCCUUACAGAUUGGAUUCAACACAAUCUUCCCCAAGAAGCAAAACUUUCAGAAUGAUAAGAUGCUGUUAUUCUUCUGGAUUCCAUUAACUUUACUAUUAUUAUCAUGUUUCACGUUGUCAAAGUUAGGGAAAGAUGAUGAUAUGUUUCAUAAUUUAUCCAAAAUUGUCCAGGAGUAUUUAAGGAUUGGAUUAGCCAAGGUUCUAUUAGGCAACGAAAGAAUGAAAACCUCUUUCAAAAUGCAAUUAUCGAACUUUCAAAACAAUAACAUUCUAAAUGACAUGCGAGUCAAGUAA